Molecule: messenger RNA, 2546 nt
Organism: Cimex lectularius (bed bug)
Lineage: Eukaryota; Metazoa; Arthropoda; Insecta; Hemiptera; Cimicidae
Product: organic cation transporter protein-like
Exons: 11
Coding region: 462-2090 (542 amino acids)
Biological process (GO): transmembrane transport
Cellular component (GO): membrane
Molecular function (GO): transmembrane transporter activity
Source: RefSeq, a predicted model, not a curated record
UUAUAUUAAUUAAAAUUGAAUUAAAUAAAUAAAAGAUCACAUCAUUAAAUGCCUGCUUUUUAAAUAAUUUUUAUGAAAUUUUGUAAAUUACACUGCAUUUAACUUGUGCUUUUUGUUGGAAUAGUUAGGCAAUCCAUUAAAUUCAAUAGCCUAAUAAUUUUUCCAAUUAAAAAUGAUUAUAAACAAAUAAUAAUGUAAAGAAAAUGUUUUGUUCUCUUCUUACAGGAUGUAAUAAAAAUGUUUUGCUCUUUUUUGAUUUGCGUGACUAAGACAACAAACUCCAAAAACCACAUCCAGUUGGUUUCAUUAACAUCAAAUAAUUAAUAAUUGGAGAUGAAAAAUUACUUUAUGCAACACCUCACCAUUUACCAUAAUGAGUUUAUACAGAAACGAGAUUGAUCAUAUCUCAAGGAUGAAUGAAUAAGAAUCUGACUUUCAAGGCUUCGAAGUUGUGAUUCAGAAUGGAUUUAGAAUGCAUUAUAAAAGAACUGGGCCAAUUCAACAGAUACCAGGUUUACAUAUUUUUAUUGCUAUUUGCCUCUGUGACGUUCAACACAUUUUAUUCAGUAAGUUAUAUAUUUACUGCAGGCGAUUUGAACUACAGAUGUUUUGUGGAGGAUUGCGAUAAUAAGACGACUCCCGUCUUCGAGCAACAGUGGCUUAAAAAUGCCAUACCAUUUAAAAAUGAUAAAUUUUCUAAAUGUCAAUCUUACAUUCGUUUUAAUGAGACAUUUGAAAGCUGCUUUACUUUCAACAAAGAGGAGACUGAAAAGUGCAAUAAUUUUGUCUUUCAAACAAAUGAGAAAACUAUUGCUAAUGAGUUUAAUUUACUCUGUGGUGAGAAUCAUUGGAAACUGACAUUGGUUGGGACGAUUAACAAUAUUGGCCAGUUUAUUGGAAUGCCUCUUGCAGGAAUUUUUUCAGACAAAUGUGGCAGAAAGACAACACUAACGACUAUGCUAUUGCUAUCAACUGUUAUGGGAAUCCUGAGGUCAUUUUCUCCUACAUACUAUGUCUUCCUCUUCUUAGAGAUGAUGGAUGCCAUUGUUGCAAGUGGCUGUUACAGCGCUUCCUUCAUUCUAGGAAUGGAGAUUAUCAGUUAUAAAAAAAGGGUCUUUGGAAGUAUUUUACUAUGCUGCUGUUACACAGUUGGAGAAGUUAUUCUUGGCCUGACAGCCUGGGCCAUCCCCGACUGGCGGAUUUAUUUACGAAUCCUGUACAUUCCUGGGCUUUUAUUUGUAUUUUACAUAUGGAUAGUACCAGAAUCCAUCCGUUGGCUUUACACACAGAAUAGGUUUUUAGAAAUGCGAAAGAUUAUCGAUAAAAUUGCAAUUGUUAAUGGGAAAACAUUGUCAAAAAGUAAUAUACAAAAGCUGGAUUCUUUAGGAACUGAAAACAAAAUCGAGGAAGAUUCAGAAGAAAAACACAUUUGGAAGACGAUAUCAAAAUCGAAAACAAUUAAAACUCGUCUAUUAGUCUCCUCAUUUGUUUGGAUUACCCAUACUUUUGUGUUCUAUGGCCUGUCGCUUAAUUCUGUCUCUGUAGCUGGGAACAAAUAUGCUAAUUUCAUACUUGUUAGUUUAGUAGAAAUACCAGGAUAUGUGGUAACGCUGUUUGUGUUGGACUUAUUCGGUCGAAGGGUCUCCAAUGCAUUAUUUUUAUUUAUUAGUGCACUGUCAUGCUUUGGAUUCUGUUUUCUUUCGGAGGAAAAAGUAAAUGGAAGAUUGAUACUUUUUCUGCUAGGAAAGUGUUCCAUUACAGCUUCAUUUAAUGUUCUAUACAUUUUUACAUCUGAAAUGUACCCUACAAAAUUACGCCACUCUUUACUUGGUAUCUGCUCGAUGUUCGGCAGAAUCGGUUCAAUGGCUGCACCCCAGACACCAUUAUUGAGUAAAUAUGUUAAUCCUAUUUUGAUAUUUGGUACCAUGUCAGUUUUAUCUGGAUUUUGUUGCAUUUAUUUCCCUGAGACUGCAAAUACCAAACUUCCAGACAGCUUGGAAGAAGCAGAAAACAUAGAUAAAUGUAAAGAUCUACAGAAGAAAGCUGUUGUUAUGUUAAAUGAUAAAAGUGGAAGGAGUGAAGACAGCUAAAUAAAACAGUUACAACUUUAAAUUAUUUAAUUUCAGUCUUUAUACAUUUAUGGACAUGAUACUGCCCCUUUAAAUUAAUAUUUUGGCUUACAAUUUAAAAUUUUCAUUGAUUUUUGUCAACACAUUCAACAUUGUACCACCAGUCGCAAACAAGAAAGUCCUGGCUGAAGAGAGUCCCAUUUGGACACGACAUCGGCUCAACAACGCCAUGCUCUGUACAAAUGUAGAAUGUCUACAACAACAACAACAAAAAGUUCAUUCAUGUGUUAAAAUUAUAAACACAACAAAUUACAUACUUGACAGCCGUUUGAUACGUCAGCAAUAUAGCCAAGGUGGUUUCUACAAACAUUUUUUGAAGUCUUGCUUUGUCUCAAUACUUCCGGCAUUGGUGUUGUAUCUUCUGGAAACAAAAAAAUGAACACAAAAAAACAUUAAAUAAAUUUUAAUUAAAAUGUU